Botrytis sinoallii is the source of this 1193-nucleotide messenger RNA. RefSeq lists its product as uncharacterized. Lineage: Eukaryota; Fungi; Ascomycota; Leotiomycetes; Helotiales; Sclerotiniaceae. Gene Ontology annotation, biological process: ribosome assembly; translation. The record is from RefSeq and is a predicted model, not a curated record. The coding region runs from base 56 to 1042 and encodes 328 amino acids. Gene Ontology annotation, cellular component: ribosome; mitochondrial large ribosomal subunit. Gene Ontology annotation, molecular function: structural constituent of ribosome. The transcript has 3 exons.
AUUAUUUUGAUAUGACGCCCGAGCCAUUGACAAGCAACACCACCCAGUCCACACUAUGAGUUUGAAUCUUCCUUCGCGGCGCCUGCUAAGGUCUACUGCACCUCUUACAACAUCCCAUCCACCCAUCGCCUUCCUUAUCCCAUUAUACACCAAUCAACGAAGAUCACUAUGGGACAAUUUCUCAAAGCGUCUUGACAGUGCAAGGAGGAUGUUCUCGCCGGAUAAAGCCCCUAAGAAUCCUUUGACAGAAGAAUACCUCAAGAAAAAAUCUGAUGCGCAACGACAACAGGCCGAGCGGGGAGAUCUCGCAAAAUCGUCCAUCUUUGAAGAUGAAGAUUCAAGAGGUAAAGGAGACGAGGAAAACCAAGUCAUACCCAGAAACCCUGAAAUAAUGGCCAGAGCGCUCGAUCCAAACCCCAAUGCUACACUUCGAUGGAAAAGGAAGAUGGUCAUCCAGGAUGUUAAAAAACGAGGACGUUUGACGAAGGAACAAACAUUGAAGAGAACGGAAAGGGUGUUGUUGUCCAAGAGUCAUGAUUUCAAGACUUCAGUGAAGAAAUUGGUUCCUUUGGCCAAGCAAAUUGCGGGCAAGACAGUGGAAGAUGCGAUCAUUCAGAUGAGAUUCUCGAAGAAGAAGGUUGCCAAGGAUGUCAAAGAACAUCUAGAGCAUGCGAGGAACGAGGCCAUCUUAAAGAGGGGCAUGGGAUUAGGAAAGGUUGAAAGAAAAUCUACUGAAAAUUUCAAGACGCGAUACAUCGUCACAAAGGAUGGAAAGAGGGUCAAAGUGGAGGAUCCAACUACAUUAUAUGUUGAUGAAGCUUGGUGUGGAAAAGGAGAUUGGACUAGAAGUUAUGAUUUCAGAGCGAGAGGAAAUGUUAACAUUAUGAAGAACAGGACAACGAGUAUUUCACUCGUGUUGAAGGAAGAGAAAACUCGUAUUAGACUGCAUGAAGAACGAGAGGAGAAGCUAAAGAACAAGAAGGUCUGGGUUCAAUUACCAAAUAGACCUGUGACUGCCCAACGACAGUACUAUUCAUGGUAAUUUUGAUGUAUAAAUCACACCGAGCUGUAUUAUAUAAGAUUAUCAAAGAUCUCUUGAAAAUGCCAUUGAAGUACUGAAUAAAGAUUACUAGUGAUCAGAGAAUUUGGCGGUAGCGCCAUCAGAUUAUAAAUACAGUUUUACAACAACGCAU